Molecule: messenger RNA, 321 nt
Organism: Helobdella robusta
Lineage: Eukaryota; Metazoa; Annelida; Clitellata; Rhynchobdellida; Glossiphoniidae
Exons: 2
Coding region: 1-321 (106 amino acids)
Source: RefSeq, a predicted model, not a curated record
AUGGUUAGGCAUGCAAUCGUUUCCAAGUUCAACUUAUAUUCAUGUCCCUGGUCUCGCACAGUCAGGUAUCUAGCAGCUCCAUCAAGAACUCAAAAAGAACUAAAUUUUUGUAAUAAAAGUGAAAAGGUAUUCAUUGACAGCCGUAUGUCUGGCCUGUCUUCCAGGGUCCAGACGGCAAGAAAGACUAUGUUAUCCGAGUUCAUCAACUCUUGCCACAUAUGCACACUCGUAUUCGAUGACGAUCUGGGCACCAAGUCCCAAACCCAGACUCACGUGGACACAGGAGUCAUCCAAUCUAGUGCUGCAGGAGGUGUUGGGUAG